AGAAGGAGUACAACCCUUGUCAUAGCAACAUCUUUACAGAUUGCCAAUUCCUGUGCUUAUUGCCACAUUUUAAAUACGCAUUCGCCGUGAACAAACACGAAAAUAAGAUCGAUGGAAUCGUCAAUAUGCCGAGUUUGCCUGGUCAGUUACGAAAAUAUGGCCAGUGUUUUCGAUGAGUCUCAUGAACCGGGCCUAUCCAUUGCGUACAUAAUAUACAAGUGCACCGGCUGGCAAGUUGAGAAGCACGAUCCACUGUCCAACACCAUAUGCAAGUCCUGUCUGGAGGAUGCGCAGAAUGCAUUCGAUAUCAUAGAAACGUACGAGAGAAGUCACCAGUUUUACCGCUUCCUCAAGGAUGUACGGGAGGAGGAGAGUGAAAAUGAUGGAUCCGGAUGCUCAGAAGAAGUGGAGGCAGCUGAGAGGGAUCUCCAGGAUGGUGCCGACGACGUCGAUUCCGGCAAUGAACCUGAUAUUAACGAAUGUGAUAUCAAGGCCAAGGAGAAACCAGGCUUUAGCUGUUCUCACUGCCCUAAAUCUUUUCAAGUAAAAUCAAAUCUGAAGGUACACAUGCGUUCACACACAGGAGAACGUCCCUUCACGUGUUCCCUCUGCCCCAAGUCCUUUGGCUAUAGCUCUGGUCUUCAGAAUCACAUGCGAACCCACACAGGAGAACGACCCUUCCAGUGCUCGCAUUGCCCAAGGUCCUUUACAGCUGGGCACCACCUCAAGGCCCACAUACAGAUGCACGAAAGAAGAGGAUCGUUAAGGUGCCCAUACUGCCAAAAGUGCUUUCUAACUUCUUUAAUUCUCAAGCAGCAUUUGGCCACGCACACUGAUGAAACGCAGUUCAAGUGUUCCCAGUGCUCGAAGUCCUUUCAAGUCGAACAUGAACUUUGGAUGCACAUGCGAGUGCACCAAGAACGCCUCUUUACUUGUGGCCAUUGCUCAAAGGACUUUGCGCUACAUGCGUAUCUCAAGCGACACCUGUCAAGGAACGCGAGAUGCUCUCAAAGCUCAAAAGCAUCUGCUCACAAAACACUAGGCCACUCAAAGGCACUUAAGUGUGGUAAGUGCCCAAAAACUUUCACUGACCGUUCGGCUCUGUCCACUCACUUGAAAUCACACACCAAAAAUAAGCCAUUGCUCGAAGGUCCUUGCAAAUCUUCAGGAUCUAAGCCGGCACAUAGUAACGCACAAAGAAAACCGUUUAAGUGUUCCAGCUGCCCAAGGACUUUUUCGCGGAAAUCCGCACUGCUAACACACUUGCAAACCCACACAGGAAAACUGGGCACAAAUCGCAUGUAGAAG
Molecule: messenger RNA, 1308 nt
Organism: Drosophila melanogaster (fruit fly)
Lineage: Eukaryota; Metazoa; Arthropoda; Insecta; Diptera; Drosophilidae
Gene: Neu2
Product: Neuroectoderm-expressed 2
Exons: 2
Coding region: 157-1305 (382 amino acids)
Cellular component (GO): nucleus
Molecular function (GO): DNA binding; zinc ion binding
Source: RefSeq, marked reviewed